GAAUUGAUGCAGACUUUGAAGCUUGGAAGGUUAAACUGUUGAAAAUAAUCAUCCCAGUAGCAAAAGGACUCGCAGAACCAAAGCCAAUUAAUAUCAAGGCACCUUGCGAAUGUAGUAAAGAUAAAGGGUGCUGUGAUAAGAAAAAGAACAAGAAUCCAGAGGAGGGACAGGGUGAUGCACAAGAAGAAGUCCCAUUUGAGAGCUCAAGUGAUGAUGAGGAUGGAGAAGAUAAAGAAGGUGAAUCUGUACUGGAUCUAGAAGAUCUUGGAAUAGUCAUGAAGAAACUCAAAAAAGCUAAAGAUGACAGGGAACAGGAGAAAAAGGCUUCUGAUGGGCCAAAAGAAAUGAUAACACCAUUAUUACGCAAAUCUUUAUCUAAACAAGGUAACAUAUUUAAUUUAUAUUCAUUUAAACUUUAUCCAAGUUUUCCUAAAAUAUCAGCAUG
Molecule: messenger RNA, 445 nt
Organism: Anneissia japonica
Lineage: Eukaryota; Metazoa; Echinodermata; Crinoidea; Comatulida; Comatulidae
Product: S-adenosyl-L-methionine-dependent tRNA 4-demethylwyosine synthase TYW1-like
Exons: 3
Biological process (GO): wybutosine biosynthetic process
Molecular function (GO): 4 iron, 4 sulfur cluster binding
Source: RefSeq, a predicted model, not a curated record